Messenger RNA from Echinococcus granulosus, 264 nucleotides. Its product is annotated as Histone H2A. Gene Ontology annotation, molecular function: protein heterodimerization activity; DNA binding; structural constituent of chromatin. NCBI's taxonomy places the organism in Eukaryota, Metazoa, Platyhelminthes, Cestoda, Cyclophyllidea, Taeniidae. The coding region runs from base 1 to 264 and encodes 87 amino acids. Gene Ontology annotation, cellular component: nucleosome. The record is from RefSeq and is a predicted model, not a curated record. The transcript has 2 exons.
AUGCUUUUAUUGGUCCGAGUUUGGAGCGAAGACGAUGUGGCAACAGCCUGCUCUCUAACCAUCCCAUCUGCACGUAGAUGCCACCAUUGCAUCAGCCAAUCAACACUCUACAUCCAUCGACUCAAACACUUGGCCAUCCGCAACGACGAACAGUUGAAGAAGCUGUUGGGCGGUGUGACCAUCGCGCAGGGUGGUGUGCUACCCAACAUCCAGGCGGUGCUGCUGCCGAAGAAGACGGAGAAUCCGGUGGUGGGCAAAGAGUAG